AAAAGAGAGAGAGAGACAGGCUGCUGGGUGGCUGCUGCCGCUUCUCUCUUUCUGUUCCUCUGUCUUUCUCUCUCACAGAGAGCAGGCUUAGGAGGAGCUGUUUUGCAUCCAUUCACGUCAGCCCUGCCUCAUUCCCUUCUUCCUUCCUGCUACAGAAAGACACAGAACAAGCUGAGAAGCAGGGACUGAGAGAGAAAGAGGCGACAAGACAUCCCAGCAGCUCGGCUCUCUGUGCCAGCCCUGAGACGACCCGGGGAGCCCCGCACUUCACGGAAGGGCAUGCCAUUCUGAUGGUAUGUAAUAUGGAUCGGUUCACUGAUUUUGGCACCCAGACUGAUGCCGUGGUGGUACUCUCUCUAGCACAGGCUGCUGUUCUGGGCCUUGUGUCAGAUAACGAGCUUUUUGGAGCCACAAUCAGCCCAAGUGGAUUCUUCCCCGCUUCCAGGAGUGACUUUUCAGAUAAUGGACCUAUCGAGGCAGAGCAGCCAGAAGGUGAAAACUACCUGAACACUGGAGGAAAAGUUGCAGCUGAACCACUAGAAGAUGAUGCCUUGGAUUCAGAAAAACAUCCAAAACGGAAGAAACGUCUUCCAGUCAAAGUGGUUCCGAAAAUUAAAUGUGAAAAACCUGAAGAGGAGGCAGAUGCAGGGGAGAUCUGCCAGGUCACAAUAGGAGCCAAAAGUGAAGAAGAUGAAAAUGAGGAAAUGGUUUCACAAGAUAUUCAGGAGCACAAUACUAUACCAAACACUUCUACGAAAAUGAUUGACCUCAAUACAUUCCAUAAGAAGCCAAAGAGGUUUCGCCACUUUCGAGAAAGACCACGUCAUGUGGACACUGAGUAUCGACGCAUUUUACCGCACCACAUCCAAAACUCCUACCCUCUUCCACCUAUGCCAAUGAUCCCUGGGAACUCCAGCUUGGACAGUAUGCAAAGGCAGUGUAGUUUUGGGCCUAGCGUAAUGCAGCCUAGUGACCUUAGCACCUCAAUAGUUGGAUCACCAAAAACUGAGGACAAUGUGCAAAGCUUUAUUUGGCCUGAACCUAACGAACAUGAAACGGAUACAGCUGAAACAGUUGAACGCAACAAAAAGGCUCAGUUGGAUAGGUUGGAUAUAAAUGUACAGAUUGAUGACUCUUAUCUAGUGGAGGCUGGUGAUCGUCAGAAACGGUGGCAGUGCCGAAUGUGUGAGAAAUCCUAUACCUCAAAGUACAACUUAGUCACACACAUCCUGGGGCACAGUGGCAUCAAACCCCAUUCAUGCCCACACUGCAACAAACUUUUCAAACAGCCAAGUCACUUACAAACUCACCUCCUUACACACCAAGGGACAAGACCACACAAGUGUGAGGUGUGCAACAAAGCAUUUACACAGACCAGCCACCUGAAGAGACACAUGUUACUCCACACAGAUAUCAAACCCUACAGCUGCCGCUUUUGUGGCCGGGGCUUUGCCUACCCCAGCGAACUCAAGGCCCACGAAGUAAAACAUGAAAAUGGUCGGUGCCACGUCUGUGUUGAAUGUGGACUGGACUUUGCUACAUUAACACAGUUGAAACGUCAUAUCUCCUCACACCAAGGACCCACCAUGUACCAGUGUCUGGAGUGCAACAAGUCCUUCCACUAUCGCAGUCAGCUACAGAACCAUAUGAUGAAACAUCAGAAUGUACGACCAUUUGUCUGUAAAGAGUGUGGCAUGGAAUUCAGCCAAAUCCAUCAUCUCAAGCAGCAUUCACUUACGCACAAGGGAGUAAAGGAGUUUAAAUGUGAGGUAUGUGGGCGGGAAUUCACUCUGCAUGCCAACAUGAAGCGCCACAUGCUGAUCCAUGCCAGUGUUCGCCCAUUCCAGUGCCAUAUCUGCUUUAAGACCUUUGUACAGAAGCAAACGCUGAAGACCCAUAUGAUAGUGCACUCCCCCGUGAAGCCGUUCAAAUGCAAGGUUUGCGGAAAAUCUUUCAACCGAAUGUAUAAUUUGCUGGGUCACAUGCACCUUCAUGCAGGAUACAAGCCCUUUAAAUGCCCAUAUUGCUCCAGCAAGUUUAACCUGAAAGGCAACCUCAGUCGUCACAUGAAGGUCAAACAUGGGGUGAUGGACAUCAGUUUGGAAAGCCAAGAUCCAAUGAUGAACCUUCCUGACCAAGAAGCCAAUAAUAUGGAAAGCCAACAAGAAAUGGAUGACUUUGAAGAGAACUCAUACAGUUAUGGAGAAGUGGAGAAUGCAUCAGAUGAUCAGUCAAUGGCUGAGCAAACAAUGAAAGAUAUGGUCUAUUACAAUGUCUUAUAGUUAUAAGUCCAUGUUCCAAGCCUGACAGAUGAAAUCCUUGAACUUAGUUCAUUUUCUGAAAUCCAGUUUUACUUCUUGUAUCAAAUCACAAUUGAAACAACUAUUUGUGCAUCAUUUAUCAGCUAUGGCCUUAUGGAGAAGCAUGGAUGUAUAUAGGUACAUAUCAGCACAUUGUUUCUCUAGCUCUGGUCUGGUUUGAUCAAGAUGGAUAUAAUGUCAGCAGGCAUAUUUCUAAGUUGGACUUUCAUUAUAGUAGGUCCUUUUAUGGACCAUGCACAGACUCUUAUUUCUGGUUUUGUAGCUUGACCACUGGUGUUGUUAGAAGUUUGCUUUUGUCACAUUUUAUGUUACUAUGCUUUGCAUCAGAAAUGUAGUAUCUAUAAUCUGGAAUGAAACCUAAUCUAGUGAAUUUGUCCAUGUAGCCCACUACCUUUCCUUCAUGCUCAGAAGCAGAUUGUCUUACACUGAGGGGCUUUUUAGAAACAGGACACCCUGAAAAAAUAGCCCUUGAUUUUAUCAAAGAGACAUGGAGCCUUGUUUUAGAAUGUUUCUGACUGAGGGUUAAGACCUCUACAGAUAUUGCUUUGCCGUCCAGGUGCACAUUGGUCCUUGCAAAGCAGUCUACUACUUUCCAUGCUGCGUGGAACUGAUUGUAUACCUAUUCACACUUGAUAUUUUGACAGUGAAAGGGAAUUCGAGGAGACCUUGGUUCAUGAAAUGAGCUGUAGCAACAUAAGUUGCCUUUCUACCUCUUCUGCUCUCCUCGGCCCUACCUACAAAGAGACUGAUCGCUACUGAUCUGUAUAUUACACUGUACUGUAUUUUUCAAUGCACCAUUUGAUUGGUUUGGAAAUAACUAUUUAACUGUCUUAGUCUGCUUCAUAUUACAUUAGUAAGGAACUGUGAGAAAUCCUUGGAACCCGGUCAUAUAUGUAUGCCAGUUACGGACCACUUCUUAGAUAGUUCACUUGUUUUUCUGUCAUUGGGCCUUCCGGUAAGUCUAAUUCUAUAGGCCUCAUUUAAAAGAAAUUAUUUUUUUCAAAUUUGCAUAUUUUAUAUUCUAAAUUAUCAAUAUACAGUAUAAUUGUUUCUCUAUGUUCUAGACAUAUGAGGAAAAUAAAGUCAGUUUUCCUACAUUUUCCCCGUGUCAAUCAUAUUAUUAGGUCCAGCCUUUGUCUCCUGCAGAAGGUUAUGUUCAUUCUUGAAUCUCAAGCCAACAAUACAAAUAUUUUAGUGGGAAAAUGAAGUAUGUCACAACUAUUACAUUCUGUAUUGGAUAUAGGCCAAACUCAUCCCCUCACAGGAAAA
Messenger RNA from Bufo bufo (common toad), 3590 nucleotides. It is a transcript of the gene ZNF710, whose product is annotated as zinc finger protein 710. NCBI's taxonomy places the organism in Eukaryota, Metazoa, Chordata, Amphibia, Anura, Bufonidae. Gene Ontology annotation, cellular component: nucleus. The coding region runs from base 291 to 2282 and encodes 663 amino acids. The record is from RefSeq and is a predicted model, not a curated record. The transcript is spliced from 5 exons.